AGUCCUACAGUGCGUCCCGUCUCCGGCACCUCCCCGCCGGACACUCGCCGCCACCGAGUCGCGAGUCGCGAGGGGUUCAUCGCCGCAGCCGUGGCCUCGAGGGGCCUGAGCAGCAUCUGGUCAGGGGCGCGGAGAGCGGGAGGGAGAGGCCGUGAGGCCGUGCAGUGAACGAUCUCCUGAAUCGCGCGGUGCAUCGUCGGGUGCGGCGCCGUCCCCGUCCCGCGGGCUUCACCUUCCCCUCCGAGUUCCCUUCUCUGUCCCUGUGUAUCUGACCAGGGUCGGGUUCGGGGGUUCGGGCCGCCCUGUCCUGUCCGCCGAGUUGCUGGCUUUGCCCGCCGCCCCGCCGCGCCUACCACCCAUCCUACCCGUGCCGCCCGCCUGCUGCUGCUGGCCGCCCGGCCCCGCCGCGCGCCGCGCCAGCCGUGUAGUGUGUGUGCGAGAGUGUGAGUGAGAGAAGUGAAUUCGGGUCAAGAAUUGAAUCGGCGGUUGCCGUCGCAUGUGCAGUGUGUUGCCAGUGACAACCGUCCAGGAUGAAGUCCGAAACUAGCCCGAAGCUGUCCUGCACAGACCGGGUGAUGAAAAACACCCCGUUCCCACCAAGUCACAAGCUCUCCGUGACGGAAUGCUUCGACCAGCGCACCGGCAAGCCCAGGCCCGACGUGCUCAAGCAGCACUUCUUCGCGGAGGGGCGCAUCGACGAGGCGGCGGCGCUCAAGAUCGUGCACGAGGGCGCCACGCUGCUCAAGUCAGAGAAGACCAUGAUCGAGAUCGAGGCCCCCGUCACAGUGUGCGGUGACAUCCACGGCCAGUUCUACGACCUGAUGAAGCUUUUCGAGGUCGGCGGACCGCCGGCCACCACCAAGUACCUGUUCCUCGGAGACUACGUGGACAGAGGAUACUUCAGCAUCGAGUGUGUCUUAUAUUUAUGGGCACUCAAACUUUGUCACCCGACUACCCUAUUUCUAUUACGAGGAAAUCACGAGUGUAGGCAUUUGACAGAGUACUUUACUUUUAAACAAGAAUGUAAAAUAAAAUAUUCCGAGAGAGUGUAUGACGCGUGCAUGGACGCGUUCGACUGCCUGCCGCUAGCGGCGCUCAUGAACCAACAGUUCCUCUGUGUUCACGGCGGCCUCUCGCCCGAGAUCCACGUCCUCGAUGACAUCAGAAGGCUGGACCGGUUCAAGGAGCCACCUGCCUUUGGACCAAUGUGUGAUUUGCUGUGGUCCGACCCCCUGGAAGACUUCGGCAAUGAGAAGAACGUUGAGCACUUUACACACAAUAGCGUUCGGGGCUGCUCUUACUUUUAUAGUUAUGCGGCUUGCUGUGAUUUUCUGGCCAAUAACAACUUGCUCUCAAUAAUCAGAGCACACGAAGCACAAGAUGCGGGAUAUCGAAUGUACCGCAAAAGUCAAGUAACUGGGUUUCCUUCCCUCAUCACCAUAUUUUCUGCACCAAAUUAUUUGGAUGUGUACAACAAUAAGGCUGCUGUAUUGAAGUAUGAAAAUAACGUAAUGAACAUCAGACAAUUUAACUGUUCACCUCACCCUUACUGGCUUCCAAAUUUCAUGGAUGUUUUCACCUGGUCCCUUCCAUUUGUUGGUGAAAAAGUUACUGAAAUGCUGGUGAAUGUAUUGAGCAUCUGCUCAGAUGAUGAGCUCAUGUCUGAUGGGGAUGAAACUCUUGAAGAAGGUAAGGUAUCUAAUAAUUUUCCAAAUUACCAAAACUUUUCAUUUACCUUAAAAUGAAACUUUCAUAAUUUUUCAAAUUCUAGAACUUUCUUAUCCUUUUAUUUUAUGGUUAUCAGUAUCCAUGGUGUGGAGAGAUCUUUCGUGAAUUCCAUUUGUGUUGUAGUCUUGUUGGGUUAUGUGACUUUGUCUUAAACUGCAAAUUUUUCAGCACUCAGUAGUUGACUCAUUUAAAUUGUUUCGAGUUUCAAGGUUUUGCCUUAAGUGUGUUUAUUUCAAUUUUACUAUGUGUGUUA
This is a messenger RNA of Frankliniella occidentalis (western flower thrips), 1981 nucleotides long. Its product is annotated as serine/threonine-protein phosphatase 2B catalytic subunit 2. NCBI's taxonomy places the organism in Eukaryota, Metazoa, Arthropoda, Insecta, Thysanoptera, Thripidae. Bases 531 to 1745 code for a protein of 404 amino acids. Gene Ontology annotation, molecular function: calmodulin-dependent protein phosphatase activity; calmodulin binding. The record is from RefSeq and is a predicted model, not a curated record. Gene Ontology annotation, biological process: calcineurin-mediated signaling. The transcript has 10 exons. Gene Ontology annotation, cellular component: calcineurin complex; cytoplasm.